AUGGAACACUCCCCCGGGAACGAUCUCGAUUCGACUAGUCAAGAGCGUAUGAGCAUCGGCUGCUCCAUGGAGUUCCAUGUCAUCAUGAACGCGGACAAGCCGAACGAUAUCACAAAGACACAGCUAAAGGUCGUCGACAUCAGCACGCCCUCUGCGCCGACAUCCUACCUCACACCCGACCUCCUCGAAGACUCCUCGUUUACGGCCGAUCUUAGCAAGGUAUACAGGGUGAGUUGGACGGGCAACGGCGGCAUGUACGGCUUUGCGCCCAAGCUGGAGCGCUUCCACGAGGUCAUUGUCACUGGAGAAAACGAAUGCGAGGUCAGGUCGUGGGAGAUCAUGACUGGCAUGCUGUCAAGGGUUGUCAAGCUGAUGAUGGAGGACACAUUGAAGGGCAAGGUUGCCCUCUGGUGCGAGGAUCUGAAGCGGUAUUGUGAGAAACAACAUAGCGGAGGCGCGGCGGCUUGA
Molecule: messenger RNA, 468 nt
Organism: Alternaria hordeiaustralica
Lineage: Eukaryota; Fungi; Ascomycota; Dothideomycetes; Pleosporales; Pleosporaceae
Exons: 2
Coding region: 1-468 (155 amino acids)
Source: RefSeq, a predicted model, not a curated record